AUGGGUGGUCUUAUUAGUACAGAGUACUCUCAGUGCUCACACGCAAGGCAUGCCAAGGAGUGCGAAUUGUCGGACGUGAACUCAUUGACGGAGCACCUGAAAGCAAUCCAGGAGCAGGGCUUAUGUCACCGGGAGGAUUAUGUGUUCGCGGAGGAUGGAAGCCAUGCAGGUGAACAUCGCCGCCUUGCUGGGGGCGGCGGCUAUCACAGCUACGAGGAAUGCCUUGAGAAGAGCUGCCAUUCGGAGAUCAACCAUGUGUGCCAGUUGACCCCUGAUGUGUUUACGCUCAUUGGCCAUGCGGGCGUAGCGCUCAUGAUCUUCGAGAGCGGCAUGCAUUUUGAUUUUCAGAAGGCCAAGGUGGUGGGUCUCAAGGCUUGCAUCGUGGCAGUUCUGGGCACCAUCCUCCCCUUGAUUGCAGGGACGCUCUUGACAAUGUCUUAUGGCAAGCCCUUCUUUCCACAAGGAGUUGCUGUGGGAACCGCGCUGGCACCAACCAGUGUAGGCAUUGCACUACGACUCCUUGGGGAGGCAGGAGUUCUCAAGGAGAACUUUGGACAGGCCAUCAUCACAGCUGCCUUCGUGGAUGACAUUCUCUCGCUGAUCUUAUUCAACGUCCUUUUUUCCCUGGGAGGAGAGUUUGAUCCUGUAGCAGUGGUGAUCAAACCUGCUGCUGGUGUUCUUCUGAUGUUUCUGGCGACGGCCUUGGCCAUACGUUGUUGGCCGCGGUUCAUCAAUGGCUGGUUGCUGCCCAAAUGCCCCGUCAAGGAAGGCGCAAAGGUCGCACGGACAGACGAAGUCUUGUUUUUUGUCAUGUUUGCGCUGCUGAUCGUCUACGCUGUAAUCACGCACUUCCUUGGCACUCACUUGUGGGGCUGCUUUGUGGCAGGCAUGUCCUUUGCCACUCUUGACCCACCGCACCAUGCUCAUCAUGUUUGGGUACGGCAGACCAAGCGCAUGACCUCUUGGAUGAUCCGGAUCUUCUUUGCAUGCACUGUGGCCUUCUCGAUCCCGAUCUCGCAGUUACUCUCUGUGGAGGCAUUGUGGAAAGGCUCCAUCAUGGGUGUGGUGGCCUGCAUUCUCACGAAAGUCUUGUGUGCACCCUUCAUGGGAGAGGCUAGGUGGGUGAUCGGCUGGGCGAUGGUUGGGCGAGCUGAGUUUGCAUACUUGAUCGCUCAGAUGGCUGCAGCUUCAAACAUGUUGGAUGAGGAGAUGUUCUCUGUUGUCAUUUGGGCUUUACUUUGGGCAACCAUCUUUGCACCCUUCAUCUUCCGCAUUGUGCUGAACAGGUACGUCAAGAAGCAUGGCCUAGAUGACCUGCCCCCAAAUCAGUCCUUCUUUCAGAGUGAGUCGCCAAGGAAACUGCGUGCACAAGCUGAACAGCAAGAGUCAGCACAGCAGCCCAUUCCAGAAUCAGAGCUUGAGGCUGAGAAGUCACUUGAUCAGCUGGAGGCUCAGCUGGAGGCUGGCCUGGAGAAGCUCCAACAUCCUAUGACUACUUCUCAGCACAAAUCUGUUGUUCGCAAGAGGCAGCCCGUCGAUGCACCAGACACAGGCUACUCUGACACUGGUGCGAUCUUCGUGAAGCUCACAGGAGCUCAGUCUUCAUCGUUGCCGUUCUCAGCCGUUCCAAGUGAGGCCAAGCGGGAUCCGCCGUCUCUGACGGAGUCACUUGGACACCAGCGAAGUGAAGACAUUGCUGAGAUUGCUGACGGCUUCACUGGAAAGCUAGCAUGCGAGUACCUUGCAACCUACGAAGACAAGGUGUCUUGGGCCAUGGCUGGCCGGGAUCUAGGUAAAUUCGAGGCCAAGGGGAAGCCUUUCGUGACCGUGGUAGCUGUGGGAUCGUCGAACGGGGCAGCGAAUAUGCUGUGUCAGGUACUUGUGAUUGUCACGUUUGCCUGGGCAGAGCAGGAACUCCCGCGGGAGCCUUGCAGAGGCAGCUCUUGCACAGCUGGUGCAGGCUUCGUGCAGUACAGGCGGCUUCUCAGUCAAAAAGCCUCCGUCCAAGACGACUUCUGUCAAGGGAAGACUGGACUCUAUCCCGCGCCAGCAGCGGCAGAAGGCAACGUGGACUGCCAGGGCUACUACAAUUGCUUUCAUGGCAAUGAAGCCAUGCAGCUUUGUGGCAGUGGUUUGCGUUUCAAUCCAGCCACCAAGAACUGCGAUUGGAAGAACAACGUUGCUUGUGAGGCUGUUACAACGACACUUCCAACUUCGACAACUGUGCCAGCUACAACCACACCUCCUGUUGCAACUACCAGUCGAAGCUCCAGCGAGCCCUCCGAGUUUUGCAGUGGCAAAGUGGGCCUUUUUGCAGCUCCAGUUGAUAUGCCCGGCAAUGAUGACUGCCGGGGAUAUUUCAAUUGUUUCCAUGGAAAUGAACCCAUGCAGCUUUGCGUGCAAGGCCAGCGUUUCAACCCCAGCCUGAGGAACUGCGACUGGAGCUCUAACGUGCCUUGCGGUGGAGUGACGCAGACAUCCACAUCCACCACGGCUGGUACUAGUGUUACUCUUACUAGCAGCCUUCCGAGCACUGCAUCCACAACUCUGGGGUCGAGCUCCACAGCUCCCACAACAACAACUCAGAGUGGCACGCCGAGUGGAAAGAUUUUUGUUGCUUACUUUGCGAACUGGUUCCAGUGGUGGCCGGCUCCCUACAAGUUCCUGCCGUCCGAUAUUGCCGCAGACAAGAUCACGCACUUGAACUAUGCCUUUGCGAUGAUCCACAGCAGCACGUUCAAGAUCAGACACUUUGAGGACAAUGACGUGAGCAACUGGGGCACUGGCAACUGGGAGGUGCCUUGCAGCCAGCAGCCCGCGGGCUGUACCAAAGGUCUCUAUGAGCAGGUGAACGACCUCAAGGUAGCUCACCCGCACUUGAAGACCCUGAUCUCCAUUGGCGGCUGGUCCUUCAACUUGCCUGCCAGCGAGGAUGCGGAGAGUGCCCGUCGCAUGUCCCGACUUGAUGCGGGCUGGACCGAGUUUGUCUUCUCAGACAUGGUGAGCACAGCUGCAAAUCGUCAGAAAUUUGUGGAUUCCGCCAUUGACUUCUGCAGGACUUGGGGCUUUGACGGCCUGGAUUUGGAUUGGGAGUACCCGGGCUUCAUUGGUCGUGGGGGCCGCACCACGGACAAAGCCAACUUUGCAACGCUUUUGCAUGAGCUUCGUGCUGCCUUCAAUGCUGAAGGCGCAGCAUCGGGCAGGGUGCCGCUGCUUCUGACAGCUGCGGUGGGAGUUGGGCCAACCACCGCAGACAACGCGUACGAGGUCCCGGCCCUCAACGAGAACUUGGACUUCAUCAAUUUGAUGACGUACGACAUGUACGGGGGUUGGGCUCCAGAGAAGACAGCAAUCCACAGCCAACUCUAUGCUGGCUUGGGGGACUCUUUCGGGGAUGGGAUCCCGCUGAGCGGCGAGUGGGCUGUGAACGACUGGAUCGGCCGCGGUGCCAGUGUGAGCAAACUGGCCCUUGGCCUGGUGACAUACAGCCGCAGCUUCCAGCUGCAGAGCAGCACGCCUGGUCAGGGGGUUGGGGCAGCAGGACAGGGAUAUGGCGCCACACAGCCCAUCAGCAAACAGAAUGGGCUUGCCAGCUACUAUGAGAUCCUGACUCUCAUUCGUGAGGGCGCCGUGAAGUCCUACGAUUCUGCACGCUGUGGGGCCUAUCUUCAGAAGGAUGACCUCUGGAUGGGCUUUGAUGAUGAGGUGAGCGUGCGAUGCAAGGCGGCCUUCAUCAAGGAGAAGGGCCUCAUCGGGGGUCUUCUCUGGGAUCUUCCUGAAGAUGAUUUCCCCAACGGCUCGCCCAUCGUCACGGCCUUCAGCGAGGCACUCGGUGUGCCUUGA
Messenger RNA from Symbiodinium pilosum, 3843 nucleotides. The record is from the annotation of a GenBank genome assembly. NCBI's taxonomy places the organism in Eukaryota, Dinophyceae, Suessiales, Symbiodiniaceae.